Molecule: messenger RNA, 2208 nt
Organism: Haliotis rufescens (red abalone)
Lineage: Eukaryota; Metazoa; Mollusca; Gastropoda; Lepetellida; Haliotidae
Product: succinate--hydroxymethylglutarate CoA-transferase-like
Exons: 12
Coding region: 39-1370 (443 amino acids)
Molecular function (GO): catalytic activity
Source: RefSeq, a predicted model, not a curated record
CUAAGGGAGGUAACUGUGAUUGAAACCGCCACACCAUCAUGACUGGGUCACAGUGCAGCAGGAUCGCACAGCUUGUUAGUACCUGCGGCGUUCAGUUACUGCAUCGACACAACGGAGGCAGAUGUAGCUUCGUUACAAGAAAGUUCUUGACCACGUCAUCACAGCAGUCGGAGCGAAGCAGUCCACUGGAAGGAAUACGAAUUCUAGAUCUCACCAGGGUUCUAGCAGGGCCGUACUGUUCUAUGUUGUUCGCCGAUCUGGGAGCAGAAGUGAUCAAAGUGGAACGACCAGGUGCAGGAGAUGACACUAGGAGCUGGGGACCCCCUUUCAAAGGCACAGAGAGUGCGUACUUCCUAUCUGUCAACAGAAACAAAAAGAGUAUAGCAGUAGACUUGAAGAAACAGAAAGGUGUUGAGAUUGUCAAGCAGUUGGCCGGUUCCUGUGAUGUUCUGAUUGAGAAUUACCUGCCAGGGAAGCUUGGGGAGAUGGGUCUUGGUUAUGAUGAAAUGAAAGCUCUCGUCCCUCAGCUGGUAUACUGCUCAAUCACAGGAUAUGGUCAGACAGGACCAUACAGAUCCCGAGCUGGGUACGACGUCAUCGCUGCAGGUGUAGGUGGUCUGAUGAAUAUCACAGGACCACGUGACGGAGACCCAUGCAAGGUGGGCGUGGCUAUGACGGAUUUGUCAACAGGACUGUACGCAUUUGGUGCCAUCGUAGUUGCAUUGUUACACCGUCAGUUAACUGGGAGAGGUCAACACAUCGACUGUAACCUCCUAUCCACUCAGGUGGCCUCGCUUGUGAAUAUUGCAUCGAACUACCUGAAUGCUGGGAUGGAGGCGAAACGGUAUGGAACAGCACAUGAGAGCAUUGUACCGUACCAGGCUUUUAAGACCAAAGACGGGGGAUAUAUGCUGGUGGGAGCAGGAAACGACAAACAGUUUCAGCUUCUGUGUCAGAGGAUGGAACUACCAGAGUUGUUGGAGGACGAGAGGUUUCAAGAUAACAAAGUGAGAGUGGCAAACAGAGACAUAUUGCUGCCUUUACUGGGACACAGGUUUGAGACGAAGACCACCUCACAGUGGAUGCAGGUGCUAGAGGGGUCAGGAAUACCAUACGGUCCUAUCAACAACAUACAGCAAGUCUUCUCUGAUCCUCAGGUGGUCCACAAUGGGAUGAUACAGGAAGUGCAGCACCCUACAGCCGGGACGAUCAGGCUUCCAGGACCGGCCGUGAGGUACAGUGAGUCCCAGACUGUGGUGCCACGCCCCCCUCCAACUUUCGGGCAACACACACAGGAAGUGCUGCAGGGAAUUCUGGGAUAUUCAGAUAGGCAGCUAAAGCAUCUGAUAGAUACUGGUGUUGUGCAAUAGUGAGAAAUUUGACUAAACAAGUGAAGAUAAUUUAUGAUAGUUUGAUAGUUUAUUUAUCGGAAUAUGAAUGAAUUAUUUAUCCAGAUUUUCGAAUGAAUGAUUAUUUAUAAUUAUUUUUUUAGUCAUUAUGAAGCAUAUCACACCAAUUCAAAUAUCUCAGGAUUUUUACAGAAAGCUUUAGUCAUUAUGGGUCUAUAAAAAAGUUCAUUAUUGUGGAAUAAUUUCUUUUUACCAUGUUUAUCAUCAGCCAUGAAGAGGUUUCUGUUUAUUCUGCAUUGUACGCUGUUACGUUCGGUGUUGUAUGCUGCAAUACAUUAGGAAGCUGUCUCUGGACAGUACGACUGUUGCAGCAAACAUGAGUGGCUGGGUAAAAUGCCCCUUUGAACAGUACUUCUGAGUGUUAUCUCAAUUUAAUCAAAAUGAAAUGACAAAGGUUAUAAAGCUGUAACUGAAUGUAUUGUAUUGAAAGGUCUCUCACCCAUGGAAAUCGACUAAAUUGUUCUCAUGGCAGCCUCAUUGCUAUUUCGUUCCAUUGGUUUCCCAUUAAUGUGAUGAGAAGUGUAAUUAGUGUGAACCAUGGCCUUUAUAUCUCUUGUGCAUUUGCUUAUUGACAUUUGCAUCAGAUGAAAAGGUUUUACAAGUGCCUGUUUCGAUUGUUCUGGCUGUUAUGACUACCAUAUUACCAGCAAAUAACAAUGAGAUCUGCUGAUCAACGUCCUACUGGUUCUGAACACAUUGGGCCCUGCAGUAUGAUUUCCAUCGUACUUCCUUACUCAAUCGAGCCUAAUAUGUUUGCUGUAUUCAAGAUUUCAGUUCAAUAAAUCUAUCAUAUAUGUGA